UCGUUUUUGAAAACUCAACAUCCAAUGGAAGGCUUUUACAGUAACAGCAGCAACUCAAAGCCCCCUGGACUCAGGAGCAACCUAAACGGCAGCGCAUCGAUGGACAACCUGUCGCCUCUUGGAAGAGGCCGCUCCAGCUACUACAACGAGAACAUCGACCUCGGAGAGUCGCCGCUCUUCAGGUACCUCCGCGCGGGGUCUCCGGACUCCUUCAAGUACGCGCCGCUCUCUCCGGUGGAGAACUUGGAGGUGGCGAGGUCGCCGACCGUCUACUCCACGCCAGUGAAGGUGGAGGAGGACGUAGUGGUUAUGGAUGGGAUUCUGGUCACCUCGGCAAUUCCGGCUGGAAGGUUCGCGAGGUCCGUCACCGUUUCAGGAGGCUCCACGACGUCUUCUUCUUCUUUGUCGUCUGGUGGGAAGAGUCUCUACAAGACCGACAUUUGCCGCUCCGGGGAGGAUUCUGGAAGCUGCCCCUACGGCGACAAAUGCCAGGCACAGACACACAAGCUAUACAGUGGCAUUGGAACAGGAACACACGGGCCAAAGAAUCGCUUUGUUUGUCAGUUCAUGGCAGCAGCAUCUCAAACAGCCUCACCCACCAAAGCAGAAUGCAGGAGCAAAAACCUCUCCACCACUUGUAUCACUGGAGCCGACUGGUCUCCCCAAGAUGAUGGCAUUGAGGUUGUGCUGCCACAUUCUUCAACUGGAAAUCCUCCAUCAAGGAAAGACGUGAAUGUCUAUGUUGAGAGUGAUCUUUAUGGUCCUAGGAAGAAAAAGAGAUUGCCGGUGUUUGAUGAAAUUUGCUCAUGAUGGUUUCUCAGAACAAUCUAUAUACUAUACAUGCUCUUCUAAUAUUUGGGCCUCUCAGUUCGUGGGAUUAGAAUAAUCAUCCUACACUUAUGUGUCGCUUUGCUUUUCUAUGACACAUUUACUAUACUACCUCCUAUCAAACAACUACAGUAUU
Messenger RNA from Corylus avellana, 964 nucleotides. The record is from RefSeq and is a predicted model, not a curated record. NCBI's taxonomy places the organism in Eukaryota, Viridiplantae, Streptophyta, Magnoliopsida, Fagales, Betulaceae.